AUGGUGUCCUCAUUGCCUGAGCUGCCUCCCCCUCUCUCCUUCCUCUGCAUCAUCGGCAUCCUCAUCGUGUACGCCAUGUGCUGCUACCUCAUCAUCGAUUUCAUAAGCGAAUACCAAGACGACAGCCCCAACGAGGAACACCACUCAGCUGACUACAGCUCCUAUUUUCACAUAUCAGUGGAGGAGCUGCAAGAGAUCACUUGCCUCUACCACAACCACAAUGCCAAGGGAGCUUCCAUCUGCGCCAUCUGCUUGGAGAAUCUCCGCCACGCACAAGUCUGCAGAGUUCUGCCGGCUUGCCAUCACCACUUCCAUGCUCACUGCAUCGAUCCUUGGCUCUCCAUCAGGCUCACCUGCCCGACUUGUCGAGCUCCCUUUAGAUCCAGCCGUGCUUGA
Molecule: messenger RNA, 396 nt
Organism: Salvia miltiorrhiza (redroot sage)
Lineage: Eukaryota; Viridiplantae; Streptophyta; Magnoliopsida; Lamiales; Lamiaceae
Product: E3 ubiquitin-protein ligase Os06g0535400-like
Exons: 1
Coding region: 1-396 (131 amino acids)
Source: RefSeq, a predicted model, not a curated record